AUUUGGUGGAGUUCGUAGGAGUAUGUAGGGGAAAGUAUUACAUUUGGUAAAAUUGGGCGUCCGUGUAGGUCCGAAGGAUUUAGUGCAGGUGUUUUUGGAAAUUUAUGGUCAGAGAUUUAGGAUUUAGGGUUUUAAUAGUUUUAUUAAAUUGCAACGAAAUGUUCGAAUUCAUGUCCCGCUCGCCAGUUAAAACCCUUGCUAGGCUUUAGGGCUUAGCGGCUACUCCAUUCUCCUCCUCGGACAGCUUAACGAGAGGUGAUCGGCAAAGCGAAGCGAAACCAUGGAGUUCCGGGGUCUCCCACAAGCGCCGUCUGCACCCGUCUCAUUCCAUGUUGCCUCGCUCCUCGAGAGCUUCUCUGUCAUCCCCUCCGCCGCUGCCCCGGCCAUCCUCGACUGCAUCCUCGCAUCCUCUUCCCUCUCUUCUUCCGCCCUCUUCUCCUCUCUACUCGAAGCCUUCCCCGCAGUCGUACAACCUCGUCAAUCGAAUUACAUCUUAUCCUACAUGACUUCCCUUUGCCAUCUUAUUGGAAAAACCGAUUCUCAAUAUGAUUCAAUGAGCCGGUUUAUAUGGAGAGUUUUUCUACCGCUACUCAAAGCAAGUCCAGAUGAGUCCGAGCUGCUCAGCCAGAUGGAUGUCUUAUUCUGCGAUGUUGUUUCCAAAUUCCAACCUUGGGAACUUAUGGGAGUGACACUUGUACCAUUUUGUCUUAGGUCACUAAGACUUUCUCUAGGCAUAUAUGAAAGUGAAGAUUUAGCAACUUAUCAAUGGAAGAUUGACAACAUUGAUCAGGAUUAUGACAGCAUUCCACUAGGUGCUUUGCCAUUGCAAAGUGGUUGCCGUGUCCUGAAAUCACUACUACUAUCUGCAAUGAGAUGCAAGGAGAUGCUUGUCUUAGGGCAAAGCUCUUCUGAGGAAGAAGACAUUUUGGUUUGCUUUAUCAAUAAUCUUACAUGGGAUUUGUCAAGGUUGGUACUUGGGGUGCAUAUGCAGAAUUCGGAGCAUCAUUCUUAUGCUGUUAGAAUACUCCUUCCAGUGAUAAUUAGGUGUCUCAAUGAGCUAUCUCCUGUCACUGUUUGGGUGCAAGGCUCACUUUGUAGACUUUCAAGGGUCAGUUUCUCAAAAGAAUUGUGGCAUUGCUGCUCAACUCUGUUUGGUCUUGGACAUCUUGAACGGCUGGAUGCAUUUAGCAUACUUUCUAUAUAUUUUUCUAUAAUUUUUGAUAAUGACAAAUUUGAUAACCAAUCAACUGAAAACACUAAAUUGUUUGAUGCAAUAGAACGGAAGGAAUUUUGGGAGGAAAUCCGCAAGGGAUUGGUUGAUAAUGAUUCCUCUAUGAGGAAACAAGCAUUAUAUAUUCUAAAAAUAAUGUUAAAGCACUAUUCCUUGCUUGAAAUCCAUGAUGAUGGAUGUUUCUCUGGUGAUUCAAGAAUGAGACUAGAGGAUGAUAAAAACAAUUUGGAUGAUAUUGCAAUGAGUGUUGGUGAAACUAAAAGAGAAAGAUGGGCCGAUAGAGAGGCUAGAUCCUUAGGUGUAGGCGAAGUGUACCAUACAAUGGAUCAGUUGUUGAAUAGUUAUGGGAGGUGGAAGGUCUUCAUUCUCCUAUAUGAAAUGCUUGAAGAGUACGGCACACAUUUAGUUGAGGCAGCUUGGAGCCACCAAGUGUCUUUGUUAUUUCAGUCCAGUUUACCUGAUAGCUCCUCACUUUCUUGUGAAUCUUAUAUAUCUCAAAUGGAAAAUCCAGAAGCAAGAUUUACUUGGCUAGCAAUAUUGUGGGAGCGUGGUUUUUCUCAUGAAAAUCCGCAAGUGCGAUGCUUGAUUUUGGCUUCAUUCUUGUGCAUGGAUUGGGGGAAUCUUGGGAACUGCAUACAUUUAAUUCCAAAAGCAUUUGUACUUGGAUCUCUCACUCGAGCUCUGAAUGAUGUAUCACACCAUAAUGAUUUUGGUGUCAAAGGAGUUUACACUUCAAAAACAAUUGAACGCGCUUCAAAAUUCUAUUGUGAAUUUUCUCGUAAUUUGACAUUCAGUGAGAGUGCAGCAUUUAUCUCAAGUUUGGCAUUGGUUGCUACAUCUAACUCAUUUGGAAGAGCUGGAUUAAUGGCUCUUGCCUCCUGUAUUGCUUCAGCAGCCUGUUGCUGUGACACACAUCCUGCAAACAAAGAAUGUUCAGCUACAGAACAAGUAAAAUCUACUGAAGAAAGAUGUUUGCCCUUUGAUGCUGCUGAAUUGUUAGAUGCUCUAGGAAUUGUUAUUGAGAGAAGUAAACAACAUUUCAAUCCAAACUAUCGUAGAAGAGUGUGCGAGGAUGUUCUAAAUGCUGCAUCAUCCCUGACAAAUGUCAUGGAUAUUGAAUUUGAUCUGCUUCUGCAUUUUAUUGCAAAAGUUCCUCGGGAGUUUACUGAUAAUGGAUCUUUAAGAGUGAUUGUGCAGAAAUGGCUUCUGAAAUGUAACAAUUCCAGGAUGUAUGUUCUGGAGAAUCUUAUUGACUUUCCUAUGAGCUUUAUUGUGCAGAUGCAGUUGUCUGAAUCUUCAACAAGUUUUGAUGAUGAAGAUGUUGAAUCAUGGGGAAGAGAGGCCCAAAGGUGGGCAAGGGUUCUUUUCCUUGUUCUCACAGAGGCAAAACAUCUGGAAGCAAUAUUCAUGUGCCUAGAGAAGUACAGCAGUUCUCUUGGCAAUCAGAAUUCAUGCAGUGAAUGGGUACCAAUCAAACUUUUUAUUCUUUUUCUGGCCCUUAUUGAAGAACUACAAAUUGGAUUUAGCAGUGUUGUGCACCUCUCUGUUGAUAAAUACAGAACAGAAUACAGUAUUAUUAACCAAUUAGGGAGAGAAACUCUGCCAGAAAUUUCCAUAUAUUAUAAAGCUGCUGGAGCAUUUCAUCGCUUAUUGGAACAUCUUGUCCCUUUUACGAAGUUAGCAUCAUCAGUAUUCUGGUCAAUUCCUGCUGCUGAGGACUUGCAGUUACCUCCUUCUAUCAAAGGAAGGCUUGGAGGUCCAAGUCAGAGGCGGUUGGCUUCUGUUAUAACUUCUAGGGUUCUGCAAGCUAUUUUCUCUCUAAGGACAGUUGCUUCUAUCUCUUCAUGGUGCAAUGAGUUGGAGAGUGGUGAUUUCUCUGAUACAUUUUCUUUCUUAUGGACCUUUUCAUGGAAAGCUGUCCAAUCUUCUAUUUACCAUACAGAGGUUGGGGCAGAGAUAUCUUUGGCUACAUAUGAAGCAUUGGCGUAUGUCUUAAAAGUCUUUCCUAACAACUUCACCAAGUUGAAUCUGGAUUUUGUGUUGUCAUACAAUGAGACUCAGUGGCCUGAUAGGGAAGCCAUACAUUUGUUGGAUCCUUUGGUUCUUAACUUCCUUGAUAAUAUGAAGAAACUUCUAGCUAAUGGACUACUGACUCGAAGUCGAAGAGCUGUUUUGAUGAAUUGGAAGUGGAUUUGUCUGGCAUCUCUGCUUUCAAUUCCCAGUAACGUCAUGGCAUAUAGUCACAUUAGCUCUGCUGUCUCCUUAUUGUCUCAUUCAACUCUGAGAAGUGUCUUUCUCGAUAUCCUUGACAGUCUUGAGAAUGCUGGUGAGAAUUCUCUGUUGCCUUUGCUGAAAUCUGUGAGGUUGGUUUUGGGACUAUUAUGCUCUAGUGCCACAUUGUCCAGUAUUCAUCCAUGUGAAGUUACUGAUGAGAUGAUGCAAUUGGCUCAGUCAUCCUGGAUAUUACACGUCAACUGCAAUAAGAGGAGGGUUGCACCUAUUGCUGCACUUCUUUCCUCUGUAAUGCAUCAGUCAUUAUUUAGUCAUUUAGCCAUGCACGAUACCAAAGAUAACAAACCUGGCCCUUUGAAGUGGUUCGUUGGAAAACUUCUUGAUGAUGGCAAAAGAAGUCCCCGCACCAUUCGACUUGGAGCUUUACACUUAACAGGAUUGUGGCUGUUGUAUCCGGCAACAAUUAAAUAUUAUAUAAAAGAGUUGAAGUUGCUGACACUAUAUGGCUCUGUGGCCUUUGAUGAGGAUUUUGAAGCAGAGCUGUCUGAAAAUCAUGAAGCUGAAAUUGAGGUUUCUAUGCUUGCUCAAAGUCCUGAUCAAGAAUUCACAGAGGUGUUUAUUAAUACUGAGAUGUAUGCUCGUGCAUCUGUUGCUGCUCUCUUCUACAAGCUGGCAAAUUUUACUUUAGAGGAUGGGGAAAGGGAAAAGAAUGAUGCAAUUUCAAGUGGAAAAAUUUUUCUAUUGGAGAUGCUCGACUCUGUGGUCAAUGAGCAAGAUCUUGCAAAAGAACUUUACAAGAAGUAUAGUGGUGUUCAUAGGAGAAAGGUCCGAGCAUGGCAGAUGAUUUGUAUACUUUCACAUUUUGUUGAGGAUGACAUUGUCAGAAAAGUUACAUCUGACCUGCACAUUUGCCUCUAUAGAAACAACCUUCCAGCUGUAAGACAGUAUUUGGAGACUUUUGCAAUACAAAUUUAUUUAAAAUUUCCAUCUUUGGCCGAAGAGCAAUUAAUUCCUAUUUUUCACAACUAUAACAUGCGGCCACAGGCACUUUCUUCAUAUGUAUUUAUAGCAGCUAAUGUGAUACGUCAUGAAAGUGACCUUGUUGCCCAAAGAAUACAUUUAAAUGAAUUAUUUCCUCCAAUAAUUCCAUUAUUAACCUCACAUCAUCACAGUCUACGUGGUUUUACUCAGCUACUUGUUUAUCAUGUUUUAUGCAAAUUGUGGCCGAUUAUGAUAAAUAAUGGUUCAGAAGUUGCAUCGCUAGCGGAGAAGUGUUUUGGGGAUUUGAGAUUAUAUUUGGCAAAAAAUACAGACUGUGUCAAGUUAAGGGCAUCAAUGGAAGGCCUGCUUAAUGCUUUUGAUCCCAAGUUAUCUGCAACCCCUUCUGGUGUGUUUGAUGUCCAGAAAGAGGGAUCUGAGUUUGAAUGUGUGCCUAUUUCACUGAUGGAAAAAGUAAUGGACUUUUUAAAUGGUGUGAGAGAGGAUCUUAGAUUCUCCAUGGCUAAGGAUGCCAUGAUCAUUAAGAAUGAGCAUUUUGAUGCUACAAAUAUGUGCAAGGACAUAGCAGAAUUACCUGAUGGCAGUUCUAAAGAACCACAAGCAAUGUUGAAGGAUAGUAACUUGGAUUUCCAGAGGAAAAUCACACUGCAGAAGGAAGUUAGGCCCUCUAUUGACGAUGAUAGUAUUGCCAUGGCUAGCGAUGUUGAGUUUCCAAGAUUACUCUCGGACCUUGAGAAGGAAGACCAUCUUUUUGGCUCAGUGUUGCAAGUUAGGAAUCAAGCUUUGGAGAGGAUAAGACAACAGAAACAACAGUUUAUUCUUGUAGCUUCGUUGAUUGACCGUAUACCAAAUCUUGCUGGCUUAGCACGAACUUGUGAGAUAUUCAAAGCAGCUGGCUUGGUUAUUGCCGAUGCUAGCAUUUUGCAGGACAAGCAAUUCCAACUUAUCAGUGUGACAGCUGAGAAAUGGGUACCUAUUAUAGAGGUUCCAAUUUCCAAUAUCAAAGGUUUCCUGGAAAAGAAAAGAAAAGAAGGUUUUUCUAUCUUGGGCCUUGAGCAGACGGCAAACAGCACACGCCUUGAUCAGUAUUCCUUCCCGACAAAAACAGUUCUGGUCUUAGGCCGCGAGAAGGAAGGUAUUCCUGUUGAUAUUAUCCACGUACUCGAUGGCUGUGUUGAGAUACCACAACUGGGGAUCAUCAGGUCGCUCAAUGUUCAUGUCAGUGGCGCCAUAGCACUUUGGGAGUAUACGCGGCAGCAAAGGCACAAGCUAUAGUAAUCCCGUUAAGGAUUUGGUGAUAUAGAAUUUAUUGGAAAUUACUCGGCUAAAUUGUUAUUCUUGUUUAGCAUACUGAAAACUGCUGCUGUUCUUGCAGAUUCUCUUCCCAAUAUAUUAUUUUUCAGAUGUUGAAUGUAUGCUUUAUCUAAAUUACUCAAAUGUGUAAUACAGUUUCAAUUGGAGUAACUUUGUAUCGGAUUUUGGACAGAUAACUUGUGUUGUAAUCAAAAGGUAAUUUAUUAUA
Zingiber officinale is the source of this 5984-nucleotide messenger RNA. RefSeq lists its product as uncharacterized. Gene Ontology annotation, molecular function: RNA binding; tRNA (guanine) methyltransferase activity. Gene Ontology annotation, biological process: tRNA methylation. The transcript is spliced from 35 exons. Bases 281 to 5737 code for a protein of 1818 amino acids. Lineage: Eukaryota; Viridiplantae; Streptophyta; Magnoliopsida; Zingiberales; Zingiberaceae. The record is from RefSeq and is a predicted model, not a curated record.